AAGGAAAUCCAAUAAUUCGUCCUUCAAUUCCAUCUUGAACUGUAGGUAACAACUACGCCAGCUAGCUAGGUAGAUUUUUUCAGGAAAUGGUAGUAGGCGAGGUGAGUAAUGGAGGUAGUGGGCAGAAAGCGAUGGGGAGCUUCCUCCUCCACGUCCUCACCGGCCGGUGGUUCAUGGUCUUCGCCUCCCUUCUCAUCAUGUCCAUGGCCGGCUCAACCUACAUGUUCGGUCUCUAUUCAGGGGAGAUCAAGUCCUCACUUGGGUAUGACCAGACAACCUUGAACUUGAUCAGCUUCUUCAAGGACCUGGGAGGAAACGUGGGUAUCAUCUCCGGCCUCAUAAACGAGGUCACUCCGCCGUGGGUGGUUCUCCUCGCCGGAGCACUCAUGAACUUCUUCGGCUACUUCAUGAUAUGGCUGGCCGUGACGGGGAAAGUGGCGAAGCCGAAUCUCUGGCAGAUGUGUCUGUACAUAUGCAUCGGAGCCAAUUCCCAGACUUUUGCAAACACAGGGGCGUUGGUCACCUGCGUGAAGAGCUUCCCGGAAAGCAGGGGAGUUGUUUUGGGAUUGCUGAAAGGAUUUGUGGGUCUCAGCGGCGCAAUCAUUACCCAGUUGUACCACGCUUUCUACGGUAAUAACGACGGAAAGUCUCUGAUUCUGCUCAUCGGAUGGUUACCGGCGGCUGUUUCGUUCAUUUUUCUCCGGACGAUCCGUGAUAUCAAGCUGGUUCGUCAAUCCAACGAGAUCCAGAUCUUCUACAAGCUCCUCUUCAUAUCCCUCGGCUUGGCCGGGUUUUUAAUGGCCAUAAUCAUCGUCCAGAACAGAGUGGCGUUUACCCGGCCGUUGUACGCCGGGAGUGGCACCGUCGUUCUCAUUUUACUCUUUUCCCCUCUGUUUCUCGUUUUCAGGGAGGAGCUCAAUCUCUGGCAAACCAAACAGCGCAAUUUAAGAAACGAAUCUUCUCCUUCUGAGGUACUGAAGAUUGAAAUCAGUAAACAGGCGGCGGUGGCGGCGGCGGCUGCCGCCGCAUCCGGCGGUGAGACGAGUUCCUGUUUCAAGAACGUGUUCAGCCCGCCGCCGAGAGGAGAGGACUACACUAUUCUGCAAGCGCUGUUCAGCAUCGACAUGAUUGCUCUGUUCACGGCGACGACGUUCGGCGUCGGCGGGACGUUGACCGCCAUCGACAACCUCGGGCAGAUAGGGAAGGCGCAGGGGUACCCGGCGGAGAGCAUCACGACGUUCGUGUCACUGGUGAGCAUAUGGAACUACCUGGGACGAGUGGUCGCCGGAUUCGUGUCGGAGAUCUUCCUGACCAAAUACAAAUUCCCCCGGCCGCUGAUGCUCACGGCGGUUCUCCUCCUCUCCUGCGUCGGCCACCUCCUCAUUGCCUACGCCGUCCCGAACUCUCUGUACGUCGCCUCCAUCCUGAUGGGUUUCUGCUUCGGGGCUCAAUGGCCGUUGAUCUUCGCCAUCAUAUCGGAGCUCUUCGGCCUCAAGUACUACUCGACUCUGUACAAUUUGGGAGGAGGGGCCAGCCCGGUCGGCGCGUACCUGCUCAACGUGAGAGUGGCCGGACAUUUGUACGAUAAAGAGGCGAGGAGGCAGCUCAGAGCUGCAAAGGGACUUGCCGCCGCCGCACUUCAGGGCGGCAGAGAUUUGACUUGCAUAGGAGUGGAGUGUUAUAAAACGGCUUUUCUAAUAAUCACUGCUGCUACAGCUGUGAGCGUGGUGGUAUCUUCAAUACUGGUGAUUAGGACAAGAAAAUUCUACCAGGGUGACAUAUACAAGAGGUUCAAAGAGCAAGCUCAGGCCGCCACCAUGGCCGUGGAGAUGGAGAAAACCGUCGUCACAAACGAGCCAAAUUCCGGCGAGUUGUCCAAAUCACACCAUCCUAAAAUCUGACUCUAUAUUUUACUUUCGAGAUGUCGAAAUUUUUUUCUUUUAGAGAAAAUGACUUCUACCUCUAGACGCUGAUUAUUUGGAAAGGUGAAUAAUUAUCUUAGUUAACUCUAAAAUCUAAUACGGUUCCUCCCUACAUUCUGUUCCUAGUCUAAAUAAUCAAAGCUCCUUCGUCUACACAAAACUUCACACUUGGUAUGCCGGCUUAUUGGUGACAUUUAGGGCGCUGGCAUAACAAAAUUGUGUAUGGGCAUUGGGAAAAUUUUAUGUACACGAACCUUUAUUUUCAUGUGAAACUACAUGCAUGUCCAAUCACUUCAACACACAAGUCAAUGUUGACGUGCAACUCAAUGUAUAAAUGGACAGACAAUAGUUGUUUGUGAUUAAAUGUGUGAUUGUUAGAAGACGUGCAAAUGGAUGCUGCAUUAUCUACGUGACUAAUAAUUUCAUGUAAUUUGAUAAUAAAACAUCGAAAGAUAAUCAGAAGAUGGAAAUUUGUGCAAGUAACAAAAAAGUUGGAAAUGAAAAAAUAGAGAAGUGUAGGAUGGAGAAGAGAAGAUGAGGAUUCAGAAUCAGUUUGAUACUUCUUACAAUAUCACGUAUAGAACAUAUGUAUUGAGCAACGAAAUUAUGGAAGAUGAAAGGUGUUGAGAUAGUUCAUUUCAUAAAGAAGAAAUAUAUUUGUAAUGUUCAUUCUGUCUUUCAGAUGUGAAGCUAAUAAGAAUAUAUACAAAAUGAU
Cuscuta epithymum is the source of this 2637-nucleotide messenger RNA. The record is from the annotation of a GenBank genome assembly. NCBI's taxonomy places the organism in Eukaryota, Viridiplantae, Streptophyta, Magnoliopsida, Solanales, Convolvulaceae.